ACCCUGGGCCGUUUUUGCGGGCUCCCCCCGGCGCUCUCCACAUGGCCCUGCGCGCGGUGCUGGGCGCGGGCGCCCUCGCGCUGCUGCGGCCGGCGUGCGGGCUGGAGCUCGCCCGCUCCGCCUCCAGCAGGAGGGCCUGCCUUGGUACGAGCUGCAUCCAGGCUGGGGCCUCGACGACUGGAAGAAGGAGCUCAAUCUCUCAGACCCUCCGAAGGUCGCCUUCAGGAAGGCCACCACGGACGAGAGGAAGGCCCACGACGAGGCAAAGCGCCAGUGCAGCAUCGCGGGCAUCGCGUCGAGAAGGGGGUCAUCGCGAGCCAUGGAGAACGGGACCAUCGCGUAUUUGGUGACCCGCAGGAGUGACCUGGCGCAGUUGAGUGAGAGCUUGCCGCGGCUCCGGCACCACUUCCUACGAUUCUGGCCGUACCCUGUCAAGAUUUUUGUCGUCAGCGACAGCCUCCGACAGUACGACAACGAUACGUUCGACAACCUGACCUGCAAGAAGGAUACCUACCAUCACUCCGAUGGAACAGUUGGCUGGGGUAGGAUAUCGUGCACUCCCGACAACGCACCGAACAAGGAGGAGGUGCGCAAGGUGGCGUCGGAGAGUCUCGGGCCAGAUUACGAUUGGGAGGUCGCAGAGUUUGACCUUCGGGUCCCCGAGGCGGUCAAAGUGCGUCCCGAAUGGGAGAACUGCGACCGCAAGCACAUGGGCUGUGGACCGAGGUGGGAGAAUAUGAACUUGUGUGCAGCCUGGCCUGGCAUUAAACCAGGUUACAUGCACAUGAACCAAUUUUUCACGAAGGUGAUGUACGAGCAGGAAGCUUUGAGGAAAUACAAGUACUACCUGCGCCUGGACGCAGACUUUGAAUUCAGGGAAACUCUCAAAGCGGACCCUUUCUGCACGAUGGCGCAGACGGGUCGGAAAUUCAUCUGGCAGACACGAAGACAUUCUGGCAGCCCUUUUUGUACGCAAGGUCUCUGGGAGUGGUUCCAGAAAUAUCAGCAGGAUAACGGCCUGACCCCUCAGGAUCCCCACUUCUGGAGAGAAUCGAGUGCGAUGGUCAAUUACGUUGGCUAUGCGGGCAUGGGUGAUUUGGAUUUCUUCCGUUCUGAACCUGUGCGUAAGUUAGCGGAAGCAUUCAACAAUGACGGACGGGUGUAUUUGAACAGAUGGUCGGACCAGACAUAUUACGUCCUUCUUUUUGCCCUUUUCGAGAAUCACAGCGCUGUCGGCGAUAUCGGCUUCGAGUGGCCAGAUGCCAGCUGGUGCCACAAAUGCCAGCACCACGGGAAGUUUGAUCCCAUCACCGGGAAAACGUCUUAGCUUGAUGCAUACGGUGGGCAGGGCACUCAGGCUGAUUCGCCUUGGAGAUCGACAGCUGAUGUGGGAAGUGUCGUUGCACUUUUGCCACUCAUCAACGCCAUCAUCAACAAUAACAUCUCCAUCUAGCGGGGUGAACGUUGGUGGCAUCAACCUCCAAAGCUCUUGUGUCCUUGGAUCCAGAUCCGACUUCAGGAGUGACGGGAUGCGCGGGAUGCGGGCCUCGACGGCCACCAAUGCUGUUUGUCCGAUGCGGAUGUCGUGGUGGAGGCCCUCCACUGCGCCCAUGACGCCGCCACGUGCGCGGAACACCUUGGCGUCGCUCGGACGUGUGCAUUUUUUCUCGGCGAG
Prorocentrum cordatum is the source of this 1675-nucleotide messenger RNA. The record is from the annotation of a GenBank genome assembly. NCBI's taxonomy places the organism in Eukaryota, Dinophyceae, Prorocentrales, Prorocentraceae.